AUGAGGCAGAAUCGUCGGAACAUUAUCAGGUGUCAAGACUUUCCAAGUUCCAGAAAAGAUGGGCGUGACAAAGUCCACGGCGGAAGAACAGAAGCGGGUUGCAUUUUUCGAAGAAUUCUUAGAAAGGAAGUUCCAUUUAGGAACGGGACUGCACCCGGAGCUCAGUCGCACGAGGAUAUGACAGGUAUCCCGAUGGAGGUAGCAGUCCACAAGUUAAGCUUGGAUCCCAACGUACCUCCGGUAAGACAAAAGAAGCGCCUUACUGCCGAAGCCAGGAACAAAUUCGUCAAAGAAGAGGAAACCCGCUUGCUUAAUAUCGGUUCGAUCCGAGAGGUAAGAUAUCCGGACUGGCUGGCUAAUGUAGUGGUAGUUCCUAAUAAGAAUAAGAAAUUUUGUGACCACCUCACACAUCUGCAAGAAACUUUCGACAUCCUGAGGAAACAUAACAUGAAACUUAACCCCGAGAAAUGCGCGUUCGGGGUUAGUUCUAGUAAGUUUCUGGAGUUUCUGGUCUCACAAAAGGGAUUUGAGGUAAACCCUGAUAAAAUCAAGGCCAUAGAGGACAUCCUGGAUCAAUUGCCGAGAGCAGAGGAAGUCCAAAGGCUCACAGGAAGGUUGGCAGCUGUGAGCAGGUUUAUUUCCCGUUCGUCAAAAAAAUAUCAUUGUUUCUUUGCUUUACACAAAAAGAAAAAUGAUUUCGAAUGGACACCAGAGUGCCAACAAGCUUUGAGGGAUUUGAAGAGGUACUUAUCAAGUCCUCCAUUACUCUCAAAACCAAAAGAAGGCGAAAUAUUGACGGUCUAUCUCGCGGUCUCGGAAGUUGCGGUAAGUGCGGUUUUAGUCUGUAAGGACAAAGGUACGCAAUCUCCCAUUUAUUAUGUUAGAAAAAUUAUAAUGGGAGCAGAAACUUGCUACCCACAUUUGGAAAAACUAGCCUUAGCUCUCAUAGUUGCCGCUCGGAAGCUGAGGCCCUACUUCCAAUGCCACCCGAUAGUCGUGGUGACUACUUUUCCUUUGCGGAACAUCCUCCAUAAGCCCGAGCUCUCGGGAAGAUUGGCCAUCAAAAUUAGUGAAUUCGACAUUGAAUACAAACCAAUGACUGCAAUUAAGUCAGGGUCUGGGCUGACUUCGUGGCCAAUUUCAGUCCGGGACUACUGCCUCUGGCAACCAAGGAGGAAGCAAUGGUGUCGGAAUCAACGUCAGGAGUUUGGACCCUAUUUACGGACGAGGCUCCAACGUAAAAGGGUCCGGACUUGGAAUAGUCUUAAUCACGACUUCGGGAGAAACUUUGAGGCAAGCCAUCAGAACAAUAAUGAAGCAGAGUAUGAAGCUUUGAAUGCAGGACUUGAAUUGGCCCGGGGACUCAACUCUGAGGUCAUCAAAAUCAAAUGUGACUCAGAGCUAGUGGUAAAUCAGGUCUAUGGGAUCUUUGACGCUAAAGAAGAACGCAUGCAACAAUACAGGAUAAAGUUCCAGGCUCUGUUGGCACGAUUCCAGGAGAGGUCAAUUACUUAUAUCCCAAGGGAGGAUAACACAGAAGCAGAUGUGUUGGCAAACUUAGGAUCAUCAACAAAAAUAAAGGGGACAGAGUCUGGCGCAGUAGUACAAUUAAUAAACUCGAUUCUGGAUGCAGAUGGUUACUACAAGGUAAAUUCGACUAGCUUGGUCUGGGACUGGAGAAAUGAAAUAAUCGACUAUGUCGAGCACGAGAAGUUGCUCGAAGACCCCAAAGCAUCACGGGCAUUACGCGCCAAAGCUACACGAUACUGCUUCAAGAGAGGCCAGUUGUAUGGAAAAUCUUUCCAAGGCCCGCUGGCCCAGUGCUUAGGAACAUCCGAAGCUAACUACUUCAUGAGGCAACCACUCAAGCGUAGAUUCCUUGGUGCUGAAGCUGGUACGGGUAGGAUAUUACUGUCCCCGCAUGGACCAGGACGCCAAAGAUUUCAUACGAAAAUGUGA
Messenger RNA from Nicotiana attenuata, 1959 nucleotides. RefSeq lists its product as uncharacterized. The transcript has 3 exons. NCBI's taxonomy places the organism in Eukaryota, Viridiplantae, Streptophyta, Magnoliopsida, Solanales, Solanaceae. The coding region runs from base 1 to 1959 and encodes 652 amino acids. The record is from RefSeq and is a predicted model, not a curated record. Gene Ontology annotation, molecular function: nucleic acid binding; RNA-DNA hybrid ribonuclease activity.